Oncorhynchus kisutch (coho salmon) is the source of this 3206-nucleotide messenger RNA. RefSeq lists its product as uncharacterized. Gene Ontology annotation, molecular function: RNA binding. The record is from RefSeq and is a predicted model, not a curated record. Bases 422 to 988 code for a protein of 188 amino acids. The transcript has 5 exons. NCBI's taxonomy places the organism in Eukaryota, Metazoa, Chordata, Actinopteri, Salmoniformes, Salmonidae.
UUUGAACGCGGCAUCAGUCUAUGCGUGACGCUAACAACUUUUCACUUUUCUCGAAAUGCAUAGUACGACCAUACUUCAGUGGUGACGACCUUAUUUUGAACAAACCGACAACCCGAUAUAGAGGAACAUGGCGGACUGGGAGAUCUGUGGACUGGGAGAUCUGUGGACUGGGAGAUCUGUGGACCGGGAGAUCUGUGGACCGGGAGAUCUGUGGACCGGGAGAUCUGUGGACCGGGAGAUCUGUGGACCGGGAGAUCUGUGGACCGGGAGAUCUGUGGACCGGGAGAUCUGUGGACCGGGAGAUCUGUGGACCGGGAGAUCUGUGGCUAAAUCAAGUGCGACCUACUGCGCUGACCAAUUUGAUAGCUCACCUUGCCUACAGCUUCCCCAGCCACAGAAAAGUUUGUAGCCUAAUAUUGUCAUGGAGGGAACACCCGUGGAGGUGCUUGGCGUCCCCGACGAUAUCCUUGCCUCUGUUAGAAUGGUUGACAAGCUCACAAUACACUUCCAACGACCAGGGAACGGGGGAGGAGAGGUAAAGAGAGUACAGUUUCUAUCCUACAGCCCAGGACAGGCCUUUGUCAUGUUUGAGGAUCCAGAAGUGGCUGCACGUGUGUUGCAGCGGAUCCAUGUCUUAGAAGUGGAUGGACAACACUUUCCUCUUAAAUUCAGGAACGCUGACACGCCUGAGGUGGACGUGCCAGUCAAGGCCGAUCUGGAUGUGAGCAUGUUCUCCAAGGACAGCGAGGAGGUGCUCCAGCCUGUGAACGAGAUUCCCCAGCUACCCAUUCAGGGCUCCUUUCAGAAGUUCACUGCAGUGAAGGCCCAACUGCAGCAGGUCUUACCCCAGGACACAAACACCCUGCGCCACAGCAGCCCUUCGCCAUCCAGUCUCAAUAGCCAGCCUCUGGGGCCAUUUCCAAAUCCUCAAUCCGCUGCAACCCAUUUCCCAGCCCGCAAGCAACAGGGUAUGUUGGGGACAACUUGACCCAUAUGAGGAACACAUCCCCCAAACCAGUGGAACCCAUCUCCCAGACCCCAUCUUGCAGUGAGGUCUUCUUCAUAACGGACGCAGAUGUGCUCCGUUAUGCCCAGUGCGUCAGGAAAAAGGACAUUGAUUCCAUUCUUGGAGGCCACACAACUCAAAUGGAUGUUAAGCCAGCUGAAGGUUCAGACCUCUGCUAUGUUUUCCUUGAAGGGAAGAGUCCAGAGCGGGUUAUGGAAAAGCUGCAGGUUUUUCUCAACAAGCUUAAUUUAAGACUACGAACUCAAGAAAUCCCACUAUGGACACUCGAUCGCGACCGACAGGUUAGAAUUCAUGAACUGGUUCAGAAGUAUAAUAUAAUUUAUCCUACUGUCCUCGUCAAUCAUGCUGGAGAUCUCCUCCGCCUUGUAGGACCUUCCAAGGAAAGUUAUGAGAUGAAGCAGAGGCUCCUGGGAAAACCCAUAGACCUGCUACCAGCUGGGCUAACUGGGAGGGUAGUGGACAGGAGUAUCCAUGGUGCUCCCAUCCCAUGGGCUCCUGGCCCCGUACCUGACCCUGUGUCUGCUACUGCACCAGAUUACUAGUAAAUUAACUACAUUUUGCAGUAGCUUGGUGAUAGUGGAACUAAAUUCAAAUCUAGAUAGUGUUUGCAGUAGUUCAUUACUUGUUGUCAUGUAGCAGUGUAGCUAACUACUGGAACUACACACGACGUUUUAGCCGUGUAGCCAACUACUGGAACUACACACGACGUUUUAGCCGUGUAGCCAACUACUGGAACUACACACUACGUUUUAGCCGUGUAGCCAACUACUGGAACUACACACUACGUUUUAGCCGUGUAGCCAACUAUUGUAACUACACACUACGUUUUAGCCGUGUAGCCAACUACUGGAACUACACACUACAUUUUUGGCUAAAAUAAGAUGAGUGAAGUAGGCCAUCAUUUCCAUUUUUGGGCAUCAGACCAACCCGUUUCUCACUUGAAACAUCGUUUUUGUGUUUAGGCUAAAUAUUAACAGAAUGUGUAAUAUGACCCUAAAGUGAUCUCUUCUUGCAAUUUGUAGUCUGACAUUUCAGAUUUAGAUAUGAUCUGUUUUCACAAAGUAGUUUGGAUGUAGUGAACUACUUUUCAAAAUAACUGUAGUUAAGUAAACUAUUUUUCUUAACUUCUUCCAGUGUGAGGUAACUGGUAGCUUGCUAAACUGUCUUUUCUGAUUAGUUUUCCCAACACAGAAAAAUACCAGGGUGAGCCUGGCUCCCGUUCAUCCCAGGCAAAUCUAAUCUCUCUCCUGGUACCCAAAUGGUGGAACAAGCAUCCAGUUCCCCCUAAAAUCAGGACACUGCCCAUCUUCUGAAAACCCACCUCUUCAGUAUCUUUAACUAACACCCUUGUUGACACUGGUACUACCACUACUCUUUUCUUACUAGCUUUGAUCAUUUAAUGAGGAAAAAUGUACUGACUAUGACGGUGAUAUGUGGUUGUCUCACCUACCUAUCUUUAAGAUGGACGUUUGUGCAGUGACUCUGGAUAAGAGUGUCUGCUGAAUGACAAAAAUGUAAUGUUUAAUGAACAUGGAAGGGUUGUAACAAGGGGCUACAGUAGGCGCUGUGCCCUCUACACCCAGUAGUCACUCUGAUUCCCCGGCUAAAAUAAAAGAGCAUAGAGUUACACGGGAGGUCUUGAGGCCAGUAAGGGCAGAUGAUGUGUUUGGUGCCCUCUGCUGGAACUCAAAUGCCAGUGUUGAAAAAUAAGUCAUUACUUCCAGAAAGUCCUACUAACACAAUAGAAUGGAAGAAUGUGCUUUCAAGCAAGAAGAAGCCCCUAACAGGUUACUAGUUUAGACGGAGACACCUGUAAUGAAAGUGGCUUGUUCUGUUUAUUUUAUAAUAUGCUGUGGGGUAAAAAUGUUCAAUUCACACAUAUACACAUUUUGUUUUGUAAGGUUUUUUCUUCUUGGACUAAUUGAUUUCUGUAUUUUCUAAUGUUUUCUUUCUCGUGAUACGAAUCUAUUCUAAAUGUGGUUUAUUUUUGUUUUGAGGGAUUGAGGGCAAUAAAAAUAUAUUAUAUUUGUGUAAAUGUAUCCUUUAACUAUAUGCUGAUGCAAAGGUUGGUAACUAUACUCUAGGGGUGGACUUUGUUAAUCUACUGUAUCUGUUUUGAUUAUGUGGAGAAAUUAUUUCGAGAUGAUCUCAUCUUUUUUUUGUUUGGAAACUGUUCCUG